GAAGCACCAUCUUCACCGGCUUCACAGAGUCGUUUACUCACAUUCUCCCUUCUCUUUUAAUACGCCCUCAACCCUCCACUCCUUCAGUUUCGGAGCCCUUCUGAACAGGCUCUGCUCUCUGAACAUUUUCUCAAACCCUAAACUUCAUUCCUCAACCAUGACUCAAGCCAAUGGCCAUCGUGUUGAGACAGUGAUUGACAUAAAGAAACCCGUGAGUUUCACCGGGGGUCUCACGUUUGAGUGCCUCACGUACACUGUGACAAAGAAGAACAAGGUUGAGGGGAAGUGGUUGAGUGAAGAGGUGGAUUUGUUGCAUGACAUCACUAGUUAUGCACCAAAGGGUUGCAUCACUGCAGUGAUGGGUCCUAGUGGUGCAGGAAAAUCCACUCUCUUGGAUGGCCUUGCUGGGAGGAUUGCAAGUGGGAGCCUCAAAGGGAAGGUGUCCUUGGAUGGAGCAACUGUGAGUGCAAGUUUGAUCAAAAGAACUUCUGCAUAUAUCAUGCAGGAUGAUAGGCUUUUUCCAAUGCUAACUGUCUAUGAGACUUUCAUGUUUGCUGCUGAUUUUCGCCUGGGGCCACUCUCACUUGCUGAUAAGAAGCAGAAGGUGGAGAAGCUCAUUGAUCAGCUUGGCUUAACUUCCUCUCGUAACACGUACAUAGGAGACGAAGGCACGAGAGGGGUCUCCGGCGGAGAGCGGCGGCGAGUCUCAAUCGGCGUGGACAUCAUCCACGGACCAUCGCUCCUCUUCCUGGACGAGCCAACAUCAGGACUAGACUCCAGCAGCGCACACAGCGUGAUAGAGAAAGUGCACGACAUCGCACGCAGCGGCAGCACCGUCAUCCUCACCAUCCACCAGCCAUCAUCCAGAAUCCAACUCCUCCUCGACCACCUCAUCAUCCUCGCACGGGGCCAGCUCAUGUUCCAAGGCUCACCCCAUGACGUCACUCAACACUUAGCUCGCAUGCCACGCAAGAUUCCCAAAGGAGAGAACCCCAUUGAGCUUCUCAUUGAUGUCAUCCAAGAGUAUGAUCAAUCUGACUUUGGAGUUGAGGCUCUUGCUGAGUUCGCUCGCACGGGGCUUAAGCCCCCUCCUUUGUCCACUCACGGCCACCACGAACACUCGCCGUUGCCUGCACCUUCCUCGCACCGGAGUCACAUAUUUGAGGGAAAAUCUCAGGACUUCUCUCACUCCCCGCAACUCAGUAGAAGGGUCGUUGAUGAGUUUGAUCACAGUCUCAGGAGUCCGUAUAACAACAUUUCCACGUCAUGGAGCGCUGGUCACAGUGCAGCCUUUCUGAAAUUCACACCUUCAAAACUUAAGAAUGAUCAAAAGCCGCGGAAUAACGCAAGAAAUGCUUCACCUAUGUACUACACAUACUCGAGUGAAAUCCUUCAAGCCACUCCAACACCGCAUAGCAGUGACUACACAGUGAAUGAGAAGGACUACCUGACUCCCUCAAAUGGGAUACAAGAACACCUUGGUCCAAAGUUUGCAAAUUCUUACCUAACAGAGAUUUGGACGCUGAUGCGGCGGAACUUCAUAAUCAUCAGGCGCACCCCAGAGCUUUUCCUCUCAAGACUCAUGGUGCUCACCUUCAUGGGCGUCAUGAUGGCCACCAUGUUCCACAACCCUAAAGAAGACUUGCAAGGAAUCACAAACCGCCUCAGCUUCUUCAUCUUCACAGUGUGCCUCUUUUUCUUCUCUUCCAACGAUGCUGUCCCAGCCUUCAUCCAAGAAAGGUUCAUCUUCAUUAGGGAAACUUCUCACAAUGCCUAUAGGGCUUCCACUUACACCUUUGCAGGCAUAAUCACUCACAUGCCAUUUAUUCUUCUCCAAGCCACUGCCUAUGCACUCAUUGUUUGGUUUGCCCUAGAGCUUCGAGGCCCUUUCUUUUACUUUUUGCUAGUUCUCUUCGUUUCUCUUCUGUCCACCAAUUCCUUUGUUGUUUUUGUGAGCUCAGUGGUCCCGAACUACAUCUUAGGUUAUGCUGUGGUUAUUGCCUUCACUGCCUUGUUCUUCUUGUUCUGUGGAUACUUCUUGAACAGCCAUGACAUUCCACCUUAUUGGCGUUGGAUGAACAAAAUUUCAACCAUGACGUACCCUUAUGAGGGGCUAUUGAUGAACCAGUACCAGACCAAUUAUACCUUUGGGAAGAUAGAUGGAGCAAACGUUACCGGUUUUAAUAUCUUGGAUAGUCUUCAUAUUGGGACUCAAGAGUAUAAGAAGAGGACAAUCGUGCUUGUAAUGUUUGGUUGGGCUGUGCUAUAUAGGAUUUUAUUUUACUUGGUUCUUCGUUUUGCAUCAAAAAACCAGAGGUCGUAGUAAACUAUAUAUGUCUAAGGUAAAGAGUGUGAGUUAAACCAUUUGAUUUGUUUUGCACUGGAAACAUUGUUUUGUGCUGGAAGAACAUGAUAAAUCUGUUUCUUCAUUGUAUUUUAUUUUGCAUCAAGCUUUAUGACUUAUAUAUAUAAUGUAACUUGAUGGACUUUUUA
Messenger RNA from Cajanus cajan (pigeon pea), 2493 nucleotides. Its product is annotated as ABC transporter G family member STR2. Gene Ontology annotation, molecular function: ATP binding; ATP hydrolysis activity; ABC-type transporter activity. The record is from RefSeq and is a predicted model, not a curated record. Gene Ontology annotation, cellular component: membrane. Gene Ontology annotation, biological process: transmembrane transport. NCBI's taxonomy places the organism in Eukaryota, Viridiplantae, Streptophyta, Magnoliopsida, Fabales, Fabaceae.